This is a messenger RNA of Fusarium vanettenii 77-13-4, 909 nucleotides long. RefSeq lists its product as uncharacterized. Gene Ontology annotation, biological process: fatty acid metabolic process. NCBI's taxonomy places the organism in Eukaryota, Fungi, Ascomycota, Sordariomycetes, Hypocreales, Nectriaceae. The transcript is spliced from 3 exons. The record is from RefSeq and is a predicted model, not a curated record. Gene Ontology annotation, molecular function: fatty-acyl-CoA binding. The coding region runs from base 1 to 909 and encodes 302 amino acids.
AUGGCGGAUUCAGUGGAUCGCGUGUUUGUGCACGCCCUCAACACAGUAAAGAAGAUACCCAAGACGGGCGCGUCACGGCCGCCACCGAACGAUCGGCUACGGCUCUAUGGACUCUACAAGCAAGCUAUGGAGGGCGACGUGGACGGCGUUAUGGAGCGCCCGAAUGCUGCCUCAGGGAUGGCUCCUGACGACCUGCAGCGCGAGAAGGACAAGUGGGAUGCGUGGAAUCUACAGAAGGGCCUGAGCCGGACAGAGUCUAAGAGGAGAUAUGUCGAGGCCUUGAUAGAUACGAUGCAUCGCUAUGCGACGACACCAGACGCCAAGGAACUCGUCGCGGAGCUCGAAUUCGUCUGGAAUCAAAUCAAACACAACAGCCCGAGCUCGUCCAUGUCAUCACCGAGAGCGAACCGAUCAGGCGGCGCAUCCCAACAACACUAUGCCGACCCCCCGAGCGAAGCCGAAGGCCCCAUGAAGAUGAUUAGCCCAAUGAGCGAAUACGACGAGGCGGAAUUGCGAUCGCAGCGGCAGCUCGACCUCGAGGACGAGAUGGAAGAAGGACAAGAAGGCAGUCAACGUGGAGGCCGGUGGCAACGAAGGGUGGAACGAGCCCUAACGACCAUGUCAGCCGAGGUGGCCGCGCUACGGGAGCAGAUAACGACGGGCCGGGAGUGGCGAGCAAAGAAGCAGCGCAGCUUCCCGGCGUGGGCCAAGUGGUUCGCUUGGCUAGUGGUGAAGCAUCUGUCUGCAGAUUUCGUCAUCUUGGCCAUCGUAUUACUAUGGAUGAGGAAGCGCAAGGACCGACGGUUAGAGGAUUUGGUGAGGGCAGCUCUGAGGCUUGCGAGGGAAUACGUCCGGAAAGUCCUACCAAGUCGUGGCCAACCUGCGAGUCUACCAGGCUCCGGCCCUUGA